GGCAGUAGUUGUAAAGGGCAUUUUGCGCGCAAGAGGGAGUGGAGGCGUGGAUGCGUGGAUGCGUGGGGCGGGCGGGAUCCAUUGGCGUUGUGUGUGGCAUGUAAGGCGACGAUAACGGCCGGGGCGGCGGGGUGUUAUGCCGAGACGAAGUUGUGGGGGUUUUGAGUAUGGUAUGGUGUGGAGUUUAUGGCGCGGCGUAGCUUUGACUGAAUCUAUCAGUUUGCCCGCUUGCACCGGAGCAGGGGCUGCGGGCAAUCACGUAGCUCGUGAAAAGGUGUGUGUACGCACCCACUGCACCGUAGCAGACGAGCCCAGAAGGCAGUGUCCCAAACCCCAGUACCAUACUACCAAUCUCGCUCCACGCAAUCUCAGAAGAAACGAGGAAGGAAAAGAAUAAGAAGAAUCACCCAUUAAUUGCUACGAGAGUGGUAUCGCUGAACCCCUUCCCAUCCCAUCCCAUCCCCAACGCCACGCUAAACCCUUAAAG
Messenger RNA from Aplosporella prunicola CBS 121167, 487 nucleotides. RefSeq lists its product as uncharacterized. NCBI's taxonomy places the organism in Eukaryota, Fungi, Ascomycota, Dothideomycetes, Botryosphaeriales, Aplosporellaceae. The record is from RefSeq and is a predicted model, not a curated record. The transcript has a single exon. The coding region runs from base 137 to 397 and encodes 86 amino acids.